CUUUCUCCAUCUCAUUGACUCUUCUUAAACAUCUCUAAGGUAUUGAAUCAAAGCAGUUUUUGAAGGAGAAGGAGAAUCUUUUGGCUCAAGUAACCUAAAACCAUGGCGGCUAAAGAUGGAGCAAAGAGCCAAGAAGAAUACAAGCUCAAAGACACGAAACCAGACCUAGGAGAGAAAUGGCCACACGGAGGACAACGAGGUGGAAGUGGAUGGAUCAGCAGCGAAAGAGUUGCAAGCACAUACGACCUCGUUGAGCAAAUGUUUUACCUCUACGUCCGUGUCGUCAAAGCCAAAGAUCUUCCUCCAAACCCUGUCACAAGCAACUGCAACCCUUACGUUGAAGUAAAAAUAGGAAACUACAAAGGUAAAACCAAACAUUUCGAGAAAAGAACAAACCCUGAGUGGAACCAAGUCUUCGCCUUCUCCAAAGACAAGAUCCAGUCCUCUACAGUUGAAGUCUUUGUCCGUGACAAGGAGAUGGUUACAAGAGAUGAUUACAUAGGGAAAAUUGUGUUUGAUAUGCAUGAGAUACCUACAAGAGUUCCUCCUGAUAGUCCACUUGCACCUCAAUGGUAUAGACUAGAAUCUCGCCGUGGUGAUCAAGUUAAGAAGAGAGGAGAGGUUAUGGUGGCUGUUUGGCUUGGGACGCAAGCUGAUGAAGCGUUUCCUGAUGCUUGGCAUUCAGAUGCUUCCUCUGUUCAAGGAGAAGGUGUUCAAAAAGCGUUAGGUCUAAGGUCUAUGUAUCACCUAAACUGUGAGGCUCAAGAUGUUGAGCCUAGUGAUAGGAGCCAACCUCCUCAAGCUUUUGUUAAGGUUCAGGUUGGGAACCAGAUUCUUAAAACAAAGUUAUGUCCUAACAAGACAACGAAUCCUACGUGGAAUGAAGAUCUUGUGUUUGUAGCUGCUGAGCCGUUUGAGGAACAGUUGUUCUUGACGGUUGAAAACAAGGUGUCUUCAGCUAAAGAUGAAGUCAUGGGGAGGCUGAUCUCACCGUUGAAUGUGUUUGAGAAAAGAUUAGAUCGUAGAGAUGUUCACUCCAAAUGGUAUAACCUAGAGAAAUUUGGGUUUGGUGCAUUGGAAGGAGACAAGAGACAUGAGCUCAAGUUCUCUAGCCGCAUUCAUCUACGAGUUUGCCUUGAAGGAGGGUACCAUGUAAUGGAUGAAUCAACUCUUUACAUCAGUGACGUGAAACCCACGGCAAGACAACUAUGGAAGAAACCUAUAGGAAUCCUUGAGGUAGGUAUCUUGAGUGCUCAAGGGCUUUCACCGAUGAAAACUAAAGACGGUAAGGCCACAACAGAUCCUUACUGUGUUGCUAAGUACGGACAAAAGUGGGUGAGGACAAGAACCAUCAUCGAGAGCUUUAGCCCUAAGUGGAAUGAGCAAUACACAUGGGAAGUGUAUGAUCCGUGUACAGUUAUUACACUUGGAGUUUUUGAUAAUUGUCAUCUUGGUGGGAGCGAGAAGUCAAACAGUGGAGCUAAAGUUGAUGCUAGAAUAGGUAAAGUAAGGAUCAGGUUAUCAACCCUAGAGGCAGAUAGAAUCUACACUCACUCUUACCCUCUUCUUGUGCUGCAAGCAAAAGGGUUAAAGAAGAUGGGAGAGGUGCAAUUAGCUGUGAGAUUCACUUGUCUGUCUUUGGCUCAUAUGAUCUUUCUUUAUGGCCAUCCUCUGCUUCCAAAGAUGCAUUAUCUCCAUCCCUUUACUGUGAACCAACUAGACAGUCUUAGAUACCAAGCAAUGAGCAUUGUCGCGGCGCGGUUAUCUAGGGCAGAGCCUCCUUUGAGAAAAGAGAUAGUAGAGUACAUGUUAGAUGUUGAUUCACACAUGUGGAGCAUGAGGAGGAGCAAAGCUAACUUCUUCAGGAUAGUCUCUGUGUUCUCAAACUUGAUAGCUAUGAGCAAAUGGCUUGGAGACAUUUGCUACUGGAAGAAUCCAUUGACAACAAUAUUGUUUCAUGUUCUCUUCUUUAUAUUGAUUUGUUAUCCAGAGCUGAACCUCCCAACAGCAUUCCUCUACAUGUUCUUGAUAGGUCUCUGGAACUUCCGGUUCAGGCCUCGUCUUCCUCCUCACAUGGACACAAAGAUCUCAUGGGCUGAAGCUGCUACCCCCGAUGAGCUAGAUGAGGAGUUUGACACUUUUCCGACAUCAAAGGGACAGGAUGUUGUGAAGAUGAGGUAUGAUAGGUUAAGAAGCGUUGCUGGUCGGAUUCAGAUGGUUGUUGGAGACAUUGCAACGCAAGGGGAGAGGUUUCAAGCACUGUUGAGUUGGAGAGAUCCUCGUGCUACUUGCUUGUUUGUGAUGCUUUGUCUUGUUGCUGCGGUGAUCUUGUACGUGACGCCUUUCAAGAUAGUAGCUCUUGCGGCUGGGAUGUUUUGGAUGAGGCAUCCUAAGUUUAGAAGCAAGAUGCCUUCUGCUCCAAGUAAUUUCUUUAGGAAGCUGCCUUCAAAAGCAGAUAUGAUGCUUUAAAUG
Eruca vesicaria subsp. sativa (arugula) is the source of this 2472-nucleotide messenger RNA. NCBI's taxonomy places the organism in Eukaryota, Viridiplantae, Streptophyta, Magnoliopsida, Brassicales, Brassicaceae. The record is from the annotation of a GenBank genome assembly.